Molecule: messenger RNA, 1134 nt
Organism: Medicago truncatula (barrel medic)
Lineage: Eukaryota; Viridiplantae; Streptophyta; Magnoliopsida; Fabales; Fabaceae
Product: F-box/LRR-repeat protein At4g14096
Exons: 2
Coding region: 1-1134 (377 amino acids)
Molecular function (GO): protein binding
Source: RefSeq, a predicted model, not a curated record
AUGGAAAACAAGGAAGAAGACAGACUCUCUGAUUUACCAGAUUCCAUUCUCCAUCACAUUCUCUCCUUAUUAGACACCAAACAAGCUUUUCAAACUUCCAUACUCUCCACUAGAUGGAAGAAUCUCCCAAACCAUAUUCCAACCCUUAGAUUAAGUUCUCCAGUCUUUAACUCUUUCGACAGUUUCGCAAAAUCAGUUUGUCUGAUUUUAUCUCAUCGCGACUAUUUAACUUCUCUCCACACUCUAGAUCUUUACCACCGCCCACAUGAUUUCGAUUUCAUGUGCCCUGACAUACUCAAAAGCAUUGUAUACUAUACUGUUACACAUAAUGUCCAGCGAGUACGAAUCUGUGUCACUUGUAAUAUUCAACAACUUCCGUCUUGCUUAUUUUCAUCUCAAACUUUAACGUCACUUGACCUUUCUAUUCAUCAAGAUGGGAUAGUAUUAUUUCCGAAUUCUCUGAAUUUGCCAGCAUUAACUACUUUGACUCUAAACAGCUUCUACUUUCGCUCAGAUAAUAAUGGUUGCGCUAAACCCUUCUCAGCCUUGAAGAAGUUGAAUACUUUGAUCAUUCGACAGUGUCCAGUUCUGAAGGCACAAAUUCUCUGCAUAUCAAAUACAACGCUUGUCAACUUAACUAUAUAUGGAUACUAUCUUUAUAACAACUACAAAAGCAAAAUCAUGUUAUCUGCUCCGUAUCUUUCUACAUUUGCUUUUACUGGCACUCCGAAUCAAACACUAUGUGUGAGCCAUCCUUGUUCUAUUACACACUUAUACAUUGAUGUAGAAGACAUCAGAUGGGUCGAAGAGGAUUCUGCAACCCUAUUCAGCUGGCUGCUAGAGCUUGCUAAUAUCAAAUCAUUAACAGUCUCUUCUAAUACUCUUCAGGUUCUCUCCUUUGUUCCUGAUUUGAUCAAGGUUAAACUCAAUUCCUUGUGUAACCUGGAGUCACUACAAGUAGAAAUGAAACCGCUUACACCUGGAUUAUACAUGAUACUGAGAUGUCGCAAGUUCAAGAAAGAAGGUGCCAGAAUUCAGUUAAUUAAAGCUAAAUUCAUACCUGAUGGAGUAGUGGAAUUUUUGCUUCAAAACUCACCGUUAGCAAAGAUUACCAUCAUAGAUAAUGAUGAUUAA